This is a messenger RNA of Cercopithifilaria johnstoni, 450 nucleotides long. The record is from the annotation of a GenBank genome assembly. Lineage: Eukaryota; Metazoa; Nematoda; Chromadorea; Rhabditida; Onchocercidae.
AUGGCUAUGAGAACAAAAACAUUGGCGACACGCUCGAACCAUGCGUUGCGCUUGUCAAAAACCGGGGCUGCGGUGAAGACGAUGCUGUCACGUAUUAAUUUGGCUACUCGUGGAAUCAAUUGUGAAACAGAGUAUGGAAGGCAUAUGAAUGAUUUGUCGCGACGUAUCUUCAGUGAACCACAGCGAACAACUGAAUCAAAAAACCUGAAAGUUGUAAGAGUUAUGUCGGAAGAGCCGUUGGAACAACAACCAUUCAAAGCAAUUGAUUAUUAUCCUAAUCAACCGAUGUUCCACUAUCUGACAAAAAUGUUGCGGUUCCAUGGUCUUUAUUUUGAUGAACAUGUUGUAUGGAGAGAAGUGCAGAAUCGACUGAAGUUAGCACGCGGAAAAAUGCUGUAUCCAUCAAUUGGACAAGGCAAAAGGGCUCAGCUCAGAGGAGAGAAGAAAUAA